CCCCUGGCUCCUGCUUGUGUGUCAACUCUUUUAUUUUGGUUACGGGGCACAUGGCACCGCGAGCUCGACCCAGUGCUACGGCUGCGCGCGCACUCAAAGGUGGCAUUCGCGCGUGCCAUCCUGGCGUUUGACACCGCAGAAGAAGAAGCACAGAGAGGAGACUGACUGAGACGUCAUUUAAAAUACUUUUUUUUUCUGUUUUUGUUCGCGUUUUGGAGACAAGUUGUUGACAGGCUGAACCGGCUGUUGUUUUUAACGAUAAAAAACACGAACAUUAAACAGGUGGAGAACCUUCAACCACACAAAUCAACCUGGUUUUUGACUUGAGCGCACAUUAAUCUGAUCACUCAAUGGCACUGAGCGUGAACCUGAUUGGUCCCUCACCGUGGGGCUUCAGAAUAUAUGGAGGAAGAGACUUUAAGAAGACCAUAGUUGUCACCAAGGUCAAUGCAGGCAGCAAGGCCGAGCAAGCAAACCUGCAAGCUGGUGACUUGAUCUUGGAGAUCAAUGGGGAAAACACAGAGGAGAUGCUGAAUGCAGAGGCCCAGAGCAAAAUUAAGAACUCAAAGACCAAUCUGCAGCUGCUGGUGGAGAGACCUGAACCUUCCAGCUCUGGACGGACCAACGGUGUCAGCACCCCUGAACUGCUUGCUGAACGCUUCCAGGAGGCAGUCAUAGUGAGUCGAGACGAGAACCAGAACUAUAGAGAGUACACAAUUUCAAACACUAAAUCUCUGUCUCCUGGACCGUACUCUCCUUAUUCCCCUGGUGGUACGGACAGAAAGGGCAGGCUGACACCGAUUAUCAACAAGAGUUUCCAGCAGCGCUCAUGGUCACCAGAGAGCAACCAGCUGUCCAGACCACUGUCUCAGGAGUUCUUCCCCUCAGACUUUAGACAUAACUCUGGAUACAGUCGGACCCCGACCCCACCAGGACGCUACUCGCCCCAUAGCCCCAUUGAUCAGGAUGUGCCCUUGUCCCCAAAGCGCAGCAUGGCCAGCUCUGACUUCGCCACGCAGAAGUACGACAGGGACUCAGAGGUGUACAAGUUGAUCCAGGAGAACAAGGAGUCCCGCGCAGCUCCUCGACAGUCCAACACCUUCAAAGUACUACAGGAGGCGCUGGAGGCUGAUGAGAAAGAGGCGGCCUUGCUGUUUCCUGGGAACCUUUCACCCAACCCGCCUAAAACAAGCACAUCUGUUAGAGGAGUCAGCCAGCAGCACAUCUGUGAGAGGUGUGGCACCAGCAUCGUCACACAGGCGGUGCGCAUCGCUGACAACCACUACCGCCACCCAGAGUGCUACACCUGCACCGACUGUGGGCUCAACCUCAAGAUGAGAGGCCACUUCUGGGUUAAGGAUGUAAUGUAUUGUGAGAAGCACGCCAAAGAGAGGUACCAGGGCACAGAAGGGUCCAUUCCAGUGACCGUGUCCCCCCGCCACUGAGUUGACAACUCUGCUCCUGUCAUCAUUCUGGAUGAAGAGCGCUGCCAGGAACACCACCUCAUCUGACUCAUCUGUAGACUUUGGGAUGUUUUGGGGGGCAUCUUGAAAUAUUUCUAACAUUUAAUCAUAUCUUGCAAAACAAUGAUACACUUUGAUGCCUUAUUGUAUUUUCAUGAGAACUGGGCCUUUUUUUGUCAUGUGGUGCAGCCUCAGUGGCCUCUUUAAGAUAUUCUUUGCUCUAACAAUCUACAGCUGCCAUGAACUUUCUACUUAAACCAGAUUUGAAUAACAGCAACGCUUUAGCGAAGUUCACUACGAUCGACUCGCAGGAGGAAGAUGACCAUUGAAUUUUCUGUUGGUGUAAUGGGACAGAUAUUUAAGUAACUGCAUGCUGUUUUAAAGAGGUACAGUACACAGACAGUGCUGUAGGGGGGUGUGUGUGCAUGCUUUCACAUGCAGAGGUGUAUAGUGGCUUCUGCAUGCCUAUUCAUCUGUGUACAUUUGUGCACAUGAACAAGUGAAACCAGGAAGCUGGAGGGCCAACAGAGUUUGUGAAUUUUAUGCUAGAUUCAGACCAAAAUACUUGGAAUUUCCUUCUGUAUUUUUUUGUACACUGUAAUUAUUAACAUUAGGGGUAAGGACAAAAUAUUUGCAGACUUGUUUUGCAGUUUUGUUGACUUUG
Messenger RNA from Nematolebias whitei (Rio pearlfish), 2127 nucleotides. It is a transcript of the gene pdlim2, whose product is annotated as PDZ and LIM domain 2 (mystique). Bases 351 to 1445 code for a protein of 364 amino acids. NCBI's taxonomy places the organism in Eukaryota, Metazoa, Chordata, Actinopteri, Cyprinodontiformes, Rivulidae. Gene Ontology annotation, biological process: actin cytoskeleton organization; heart development; muscle structure development. Gene Ontology annotation, molecular function: muscle alpha-actinin binding; actin binding. Gene Ontology annotation, cellular component: adherens junction; filamentous actin; Z disc. The record is from RefSeq and is a predicted model, not a curated record. The transcript is spliced from 10 exons.